UGAUUGCGUGACUAUGUACUCCGACCAACACAGCAAAUCAAGCAUAUGGACAAGCUCAAAGAUGGCGUUGUUGACAAUGCUUUUGCUGUCAUUGACAGUCAAUUCGGCUUUUUCAGCACGGAUUGCUGCCUUUUGCACGAUAGGAAAAUCACAGUAUAUGAACUUAAGGGGUAUUCUGGAAGAAUUGGCUUCUCGAGGACAUGAGGUAAGACAUGAUUUUGGUCAUUGUCAAAUAGGCUGACUCUGCGCUGGUGGGUUAAAAAACCUGAACCUUCUUUCAAGUGGCUUCAUAUACCCUCUCGUCUGAAAUUUGUUAAGCUAGUGAUGGAAAAAUGCUAAAAACCUGAGACACCUACAGCUGGCUCAACAUAGAAGAUUACCUUUACCGCUAACUUCGCAUGAUUUAUCUCGAUACACAUUAAAGCUGCUAGCAUCAACCACGUCAGUCCUUACGAAACUUAACAGGCACCUCAUAACAUACAAAAUCCUUCCAUCGGUUUGGUUAAUGCAACUGAGCAUGGGUGAUAUGGAUCAAUAUCUUCUUAGAUUCAAUAUUAAAAAAAAAAUAAAUUAAUAGAAUCCUCCCGUGACAUCGUCGUGAUAUUAUGCAAAUAGAGAUUGGUUGAGUGUUUAUUCGAGAGUCGAGCUAGCCCUUAUUUGCGCAAUAUCUUGUGAAGCAUUGAAAAUCAAGAGCCAGAGAUUUCUACUGCAUGCGUUACAAAAGACGGAUAUUACGGAAAUUUACAAUUUGAAUUUUGGUAUUUGGGUGCGUGUUACUUUGGUCACGCAAAUAACGUAAUUACACGCCUACUCCAGCUGUCUAUCAAUCCAAUCCUUGUGGGUGGUAAUUCCUUACUUCAGCAGGAGACAAAGGUAUCGCUCACGUCUUUAAGAAGGAAAACUGGUUUAGAUUUUGACAAUAGUGGUCUUAAAUCGGACAAAGUUUAAAGUCAGAAUUGGGAAAACUGGGUGUCAAACCCUUAUCAAAAUAAUUCAAAAUAAUAGAUACUCGGGGAGCAGCUGGAUAAAUUAUUUGUCGAACCUAUUUUUGCUUCGCUGAAGUCUCUCGCCAUGCUCUCCUAUAGGAGUUCCAGACUGAUGUAUUUUUUUUCUUUGUGGUCAGAGUACCUUUUUUUUCUCCCAGAGAGUUGAAUUUUUGUGUUCUUUCCAGGUAACUAUGGUCAUUCCGUCGACUGAGAAAGUUCAGCUCAGUGACCGAGUACAACACAAGAUUUUCAAAAUACCGUACGAGCCUGGCUUCAUGGAAAAUGAAUUGCUGAAGCUCGAAUUAGAAGGUGACAAGUUUCGGCUUCUAUCCAAAAUGAUGGAGGUGCUAUCCACCGUGUGUGAAAGUGUUUUGAACGACACAAAGAUUAUGGAGGAACUUAGAGGCUAUGAUCUUCUUGUGUACGAUGUACUUGGAGUAUGUGGUGCCCUUAUCGGUGACCGCCUUGGUGUUCGGAGGGUACAAAUUUUGGUGACUCCUAAUAACCCUUUUGACCAUAUGAUACCCACUCCUCUUUCUUACAUCCCCAUGAUGGUGCUUCCAGGAUUCACGGACAAAAUGACAUUUUUGCAACGAGUUACCAACGUAGUCGCGUACAUUGGACUAGGCUUGUUCAAAGAUCUGCUAUUUGCAAGAUCAAUGAAUGCCUUGAAACACAAAUACAACAUCACAACUGAAAGAAGCUACCAGGAGACUGUUGACGGUGUGGAACUCGUUUUAAUCAGGGCAGAUUUUGCGAUAGAGUACGCUCAACCUCUUUUGCCAGGUAAUUUUUCCCUGACCUCAUUAUGCCGGAUGGUACUCAGUCUAAGCUAGAACGAAAUUAUGUACCAAUGCGGACGUAGCUGAGGAUUUUCUAUUUGGUUUUAACGUGCCACACCAACGAUACCUACCUAACUGACAUUCACGCUCGCUUUUUUUUACUGAAAGUGACUGAAACUGCAUUACGCGAAAUUUUUGGCCACGGAAUAAACAACUCCACGUCGUGUAGAAAUAAAUACAAUUCACUUUAAUUCCUCAACGGCGUAAAUGACUUAGGUUGAAACUCAAAUAACAAACGAUUUCAAAAGUUACACAAUACAUGAUAUAAAGAAAUAAACAACGCGACAGAAAGAGGAAUAUAAAACACUUGCAUUGUUACGGCCACAGAAAAGACCAAGAUUGAUACUGUAAUUGUGAAACUGCUCAGGUCAAAAAAAAAAGAAAAAGAGAAGGACGAGCAAAAACAGCGGUACGCUACUGAACUGCGCUUAGUGCGAAAAAACGAGAAAACAGGCAUAUUACUGCUAUAUGUACAUCGAUAAAUUAUGCGAAGUAGCAAUAAGGCGGCAAUGAGGUAGCAGUAAAAUGAUAAAAAGGCGCUAAUGAAACAGUAAGUAUAAACUUUCGCUAGUUACGGGUUGAAAAGACUUAAAUAAUGAAUUUUAAACACGCAAAGAAUCCAACACGAAAAAGUUUUCGCACUUAGAACUUACAGAGACAUUUAUUUUUGAUUGAACAACGACUAAUGCAUGCUGAGUAGAUUCUUCUGCUUUAUCCUUUCCCAGCACCUGGAUUGUAAAGUGUUUUUGUUGGGGACUUAAAAUAGUCCUCUAACAGAGGCGGGGAGAGCAUGGGCAAUCCAGGGCUCCCUUCCCCGUUACGCUCCCGAUUAGUGAGGUAUGUGUAGCACAGAAUAGGAACGGAGUGUGAAAUAGUCUUCUUUCUUGGGGUUGUCGUGGGGAGUGUGGCGUGACAUUAUGAAACAAGCUGCGAAAGUGGAACCGAGGUGAGUGAAGAAACCUGGGGAAAGAAGUUGAAAAUUAAGAGGAAAGGAGAGGAAAGAAAGGAAAGCCUUUAAGAUUUGCACUUCCUCAAUUUGUUUCUGUUGUUAAACAAAAUACAUUCCUAAAUAUUGCAUCCUUGUCCGCGUUACUUUUAAAAGGGAAUGUCAUGGUUGGACCACUGAAUGUCAAAGAUGGUAAACCACUCCCUCCUGAUCUAGAAGAAUUCGUGAAUGAUUCGGGAGGGCAUGGUUUUAUCAUUGUUUCUUUUGGAUCAAACUUGGCUUCGAUUCUUCCAAGAACAGUUGUGGACAUGUUAGCGACAGCAUUUGGAAAGCUGAAACAGAGAGUUGUUUGGAGACUAAAAGGUAUCAAUGACAUUUCUUAUAUUUACUUUCCUUUAGACGUUUACUUUAAAAUAAUUCUUUUAUCUAAAUGACACAGUUUUGUUUUCGCACUGAUGGAAAUUCCUCACUCUACCAAAUAACAAUUAAAGAUUUACAUCACGUCGUGACUAUCAGAUUUUCCAAUCGUUUCUCAGCUUGAAGGAAACAGAGAACUAUCACUACAUUAUGGAUGGUUGAAAAGGAUGAAAAGACUGGAACGACUUAAGCUUUCUCUCGAGAAAAAAAGCAACUUUGAAAAUCGUCCGUUGCUGCCAUGAGAAACCUAAUUAAGCCUUGCACUUAAAAUAAAUGUUUGUUGACGAAUGUGUGAGGCGUGCAUACACGCUGCUUUCUCCUACAGAAAAAGAUCCGAACGCUAAUCCGUCUGCGGCUAUUUUAUUGUGGAUUGUAGACAAAAUUUUAUUCUUUGUCUUUCCUAUAACUAGUUGUCUGCUCUCACAGGUUAUAUUCCAUCAUUCUUGGGAUCUAAUAUUAAAGUAGUGGAGUGGUUACCUCAGAAUGAUCUGUUGGCUUACAAGAAUAUCAAAGCUUUCGUCUCCCAUGUUGGACACGACAGCCUUUAUGAGUCAGCAUACCACGGAGUUCCUUUAGUGGCUUUCCCUCAAUUUGCAGACCAACAUUUCAAUGCCAAAAAAGCAGAAAAUCUGGGUAUUGGUUUAGCUGUGGAUCCUAAAGGCUGUAACGCUCAGGAGCUUUUUGACACAAUUCAACGCGUUAUUAGUGAACCCAGGUAUGGCUGAUGUACAGUACCUUAGUGAUGAAAUAACGAUGAAAUAACGACGAAAUAACGACGAAAUAACGAUGUAACAACUGUCACGUAAUCUUCUUCACGGCCGCUUUUUAGAAAGUCACGCAAUGUUGCAUGACCUUGUAACGAGCGACCAAGGAGGAGACCACUGUCGUGGAAAUAAUCCAAGUAUCAGCAGAUCUCCUUGGUUUACUUUGAAUAGCGGCAUUAUGGUACGUCUCAGUAAAAUGUGAUCAUUUGCCUUCCUUUCCUCAGAUUUAAAACAAAAGUGCUUCACGUCUCUAGCCUGUUAAAGGAUCGUCGACGAACACCUUUAGAAGAAACCGGUGAUUGGCUGGAGUAUGUAAUUAGACAUGGAGGAGCUCAGCACCUCAGAGCCCAGGUGUUUAACAUGCCUUGGUACCAACACUACUUACUCGACGUCAUGGCAUUUCUUGUUGCCAUAGUAACAUUGAUUAUCGUUGCGAUAUGGUUUGCAUGUAGAUGCUGCCGUCGGUUGUGUUGCAAACUGACUGAAAGCAGACCUAAGAAAGAAUAAAAUACGUAAACACCGGUUUGACUGUUAUUUCAAAAGUGAUAAUGAGUGUAUCAUUAAUUAGGACAUACGACUAGUUACUUUUCUAACAAGGAUUGAAACGUUUGAUUUAUGCACCAGUCAAAAUAUAAUUUCUUCUACUGUCGCUUUUUACGACAUCUGGAUGUCGAAACGGCUUUCUGGGAAAUAAAACUGGUAUAAUUGCUGCGGUGACCAGAGGGAUACACACGCUCUGAUUGGUCAAGAAGUGUGUCAUAUCUCGCUAUAAUCACCUCGCGCUAGGUGAUUAUCGCAGGGAUGCUAAAUUUCAAAACAACUGCCUCGCGUUUUGUCAAUGUUACUCAGGGAGUAAUCAACGAGAUAAAAGAAAAUACAAUUCUGAAGAGCACGAAAGAUACUUCUAAGUUUGGGGUAACACUUUUCAAAAGAAAGGUAUGAAGUUUCUGCUGAUCGAACUAUUUAAACCUGUUAAAUACUAGUUGUAACAGAAUGGUUUCAACAACAAAACGGUUUACAACAGAACUCGAAAGCGCCUGAGCAAUUACACAAAAAUAAUUAUUCACCUCAGGCUCAGUGAACAUUACUAAAUAAUACGGAAGCCCGAAAGGGACAAUCCAAAAAUAUUUUGUAAAACCGAAAAAAUAUUCGGAAUCAAUAUCUUUUAGACAAAUCGCUUUUAAGAAGUUUGUUAAAUCGAGAAAACAAUUUUAAAUCCUGGUUUAAUUUAUAGAUUCACAAAUAACAUUCACGAAAAUCGGAAAUAGUUCUCAAUCCAAGAAUCUUUCCAAAAUCCAGAAAAUUUCGCAAAUCGAGGAAAAUAUUGUUACGUGACACUUGCGCCAGAAGUCAGCACUUUGUCACGAUACAGCACAUCGUGUCGCACUAGGUUGCACUAGGUCGCCUUAGACUCACUUUGCGAACGGACUAAACUGUACCAAGUGUAUUGCGAUGUUCUACAACAAAUGUGGAAAAUAAUUUGUGAACAAUGAGCUAUUCUGCUGUCGAUGUGGAACAUUAAAGAGACCUGAACAUACACGUACAAAAGCCAAAGGGUCACGAACGCUUAUUGCCUUCUGCCAUAAUAUUGGAGUCUGAUACACAAUCAGUCCUUGCUGAAAACAAUUUCUAAAAAACCUCCGAUCAUCUCUUAAAAAAGGGGAGAAUCCCUUAAACACAUUCAGGAAAGGUCAGAAAAAGCUGCUUAACCCAGCAUACGGCCCCACGAGAUCCAAAAUGGAAAAAGAAACGAAGAGAAAGCGCGGCGUUCAGUUGCUUGUUGAUUGAGUAAGAAUGGGCCGAACGAUAAUUAUUUGGUUUUUAGUUCAAAAGUCAUGAAUUUGAGCCGAUCAAUUUACCGUACGAUUCUCCCCGGUAAGGUCUGUAUUCUACGUAGAUCCACUUGCAAAUUGCUUUGGUUUUUCGGGGAAAAAGAUAGGUCUAUGUCCGGGAAACUCCUGCCCAACACGGACCGUGGAAUAGUGACGUUAUCGCCGGAAAUAUAUCUUUGGUCAAUAUUGAAUUAUGCUAUUUCUUUUCUAUUAUUGCAUCAUUAUUUAUAAAAUCUGGUUCUAGCAGAUUGCGUGACUACUUCUCAAAGUAAUCCGACUGACGCAGCAAAGUUAGCAUUGAAAGAGUUUCAGCCCAAAGAUGGCGUUGCUUGCUUUGCUUUUACUGUCAUUGACGGUCAAUUCGGCUUUUUCAGCUCGAAUUGUUGCCUUUUGCACGAUAGGAAAAUCACAAUACAUGAACCUCAGGAGUAUUCUGGAAGAAUUGGCUUCUCGAGGACACGAGGUAGGAGAAUUUUGAUCAAAAUCUGCGGUGGUAGGUUAAUAAACCUUCUUUCGAGUGGUUACAUAUUCCUUUUCGCUUGAAAUGUGUUAAGGUUGUGAUGAACAAAUAGCAAAAUAACACUUAACGGCUCAACAUGGCUCGAUAUAGGGGAUUACCUUUAUCGUUACCUUCACUUGAUUUAUCUGGAUAUACAGUGAAACACAGAAGCUAAUAGAAUUUACCGCGAGAACCGUCAUGACACUUAAUAGUCCAUAAGAUCCAAAACUAAGAAGAGGUGAAAUUGAUCAAAGUCAUGUUAAAUAGCAAAUCAUCCCGUGACGUCGACAUCAUGCAAAUCAAAACUGGUUGUGUGUUUAUUUAAGAGUCAAGCAAACCCUGAUCUGCGCAAUAUCUUGCGAAUAAUUGAAUUUUAAGAGGCAGAGAUUACUACAACAUGCAUUACAAAGACGUUUUUUGUGGAAAUUUACAAUUUGAAUUACAAAAACGUAUAGAAAACCAUUAUUUUGGUACUAAGGUCUAUUCCACGAUUGACUGAUUUCUUUAAAUAGUCGCCUACUGGCUGUCAAUUAAACCCUCGCGGGGGUUGAUUUUUCUGAUAGUAGUGACAGAGGCAUGUACGGCCCUAAAGCAUUUGAUUUUUGUGCUUUGUGAUUACAAAAACGUACGGGUUUAGAUUUUGACUAUUAAGGUCUUAAAUCGGAUACAAUUAGGGUAAGAAUUAGGGUAAGAAUUGAGAAAACUUGGCUUCAAACUCCUACCAAGAUAAUUGGAUAUUGUCGACUGAGUUAAUAACGUAAAUUGGCCAGCGUUAACCCUUCAACUCCCAUGAGUGACCAAGACAUAAUUUCUCCUUACAAUAUCAAUACAAUAUCAAGCAGACAAGUGAUGAGAAUAAAGAAAAAUAUCAGUUAGGGGAAUAUAAGUCGAUCCAAUACACAAUUCUCCAAACUAACAUCACAAGAUCUCUAUGGUAGACAGUAAGGAGAAUUACUAAUGAGAUCUUGGGAGUUAAAGGAUUAAGAGUUUGAAAGCUGACGUUUCGAGCGUUAACUAGCCCUUCGUCCUUUGCUCUGACGAAGGGCUAACGCUCGAAACGUUAGCUUUAAAACGCUUAGCCCUUUAACUUAACGGUGACAAAUUUACAUUAUCAACUCAGGUGAUAAUACAAAAUUACCCUGUUAUACUCUCCCACCGACACAACGCCACAGUUUCUUUAGAAAUUACCCCCUUCAUUCAUUCCCUUACCGAGAUAGUCGAGGAGUAACCCAUCUCUGGAGACCAUUUUCGCAACUUCGUUCCCAGGGUGCUUUUCUCUUAAAAAAAAAGGGAGAAAGGAAAAGCGCCCAGGGGAACCAGAUUGAAAUUUUCGCUGGCACGCGAUUGGUCCAAGAAAUUAUGAAGUUUAAAAUCCCUUGGAUUGGUCAUGUCGAAAAUUGAAAUGAUAUUUCUCAAGUGAUUUUUCUCACUUGAAAGCGUUUUUCUUUCAUUGCAUGAAAUAAACUUUGGAAUGAAAGAGUACAUGUCAGCAUCUUAAACUUUAUUUUAAAAGGUAUUCUGCUAAUGACUUUCGACUCAGAAAUAAUAGAACAUAGACAUCGCAGUAUGGACUAUGGACAGCGGACUGUUAAUGGCGGGCUAGUCCAACUUCUACAUAGAAGGGACUCAAUCAGUGCGAGUUACAGACUUCAGAGUAGAACUUGCAUGGCCAGCGCACAAUGUGGGGGCAGAGGGAAUCCCAGCUAAAACUGGGCACAAAUUCAACUCUACUUUCUCACUUUCCUUUGUACACCUGUCACACAAACGUUUCGAAAUACAGACCAAUAAACAGACAAUUUAAGAGAGAAUAAACAGACAGUUUUAAGAGAGAAUCAAGAAGUCUUUUGUUGAUUUUUCACUUGUUAUCUGGAUAGCGUCUUGAUCAAUCAAUCUUCAUAUCUUUUCUUGUUUCGCUGUAGUCUUUUACCCCACACUGAUAUAAGAUAUCCAGCGCAACAUUUAUUUUUCUUCGGGAUCAGAGUGCCUCUUUUCCAGAAAGUUGACUUUUUGUGUUUCAUGCCAGGUAACAAUGGUCAUUCCGUCGACUGAGAAAGUUCAGCUUAGUGACCGAGUACAACACAAGAUUUUCAAAGUACCGUAUAAGCCUGGCUUCUUGGAGAAUGAUAUGCUAAAGCUCGAACUGGAAGGUGACAAGUUUCGGCUUGUGUCCAAACUGAUGGAGGUAAUAUCCACCGUGUGCGAUAGGGUUUUAAACGAUACAAAGAUUAUGGAGGAACUUAGGGGCUAUGAUCUUCUUGUGUACGAUGUGCUUGGAGUAUGUGGUGCCCUUAUUGGUGACCGCCUUGGCAUUCCAAGGGUACAGAUUUUUGUGAGUCCUAAUAGCCCUUUUGAUCAUAUGAUACCUACACCUCUUUCCUACAUCCCUUUGAUGGUGCUUCCGGGGUUCACGGACAAAAUGACAUUUUUGCAACGAGUCACCAAUGUAGUCGUGUACAUUGGACUAAGUUUCUGUAAAGAUCUGAUAUUGGCAAGGCCAAUGAAUGCCUUGAAAAUCAAAUACAACAUUACAAAUGAUAAGAGCUUCCAGGAGACUGUCGAUGGUGUGGAACUUGUUUUAAUCAGAGCAGAUUUUGCCAUAGAGUUCGCUCAACCUCUUUUGCCAGGUAAGUUUUUCUCAACCUCAUUAUGCCGGAUGGUACUCAGUUUAAAGCAACAGAAUGUCUCCUGGUUUAAAGUUUAAAGUUUAAAGUUUAAAGUUUAAAGUUUAAAGUUUAAAGUUUAAAGUUUAAAGUUUAAAGUUUAAAGUUUAAAGUUUAAAGUUUAAAGUUUAAAGUUUAAAGUUUAAAGUUUAAAGUUUAAAGUUUAAAGUUUAAAGUUUAAAGUUUAAAGUUUAAAGUUUAAAGUUUAAAGUUUAAAGUUUAAAGUUUAAAGUUUAAAGUUUAAAGUUUAAAGUUUAAAGUUUAAAGUUUAAAGUUUAAAGUUUAAAGUUUAAAGUUUAAAGUUUAAAGUUUAAAGUUUAAAGUUUAAAGUUUAAAGUUUAAAGUUUAAAGUUUAAAGUUUAAAGUUUAAAGGGAAAAAUGGUGUAUCAACGGGGGUGUACUUAGUUAUUUCAAAGGAGGGGGGGUGGAGGAAGGGGGAGUGGAUAGAGGUGUUACACAGUAUCAUACCCAGGGUAUCUACCUAACUGUCAUUUCGACAUCCAUUCUGUGUUUUACCGAAAGUGAAUUUUUCGAAUGAAAAAAUGAGUGAUGCAUGCCGCGUAGAUUCUUCUGCCACGUCCCCUUUUGCCACCUCAAUUGUAAAGUUUGUUUGUUGUCGACUUAAAACAGUUCCUCCCCCUCCCCCCGCGCAAAGGGCUGGGGGGGGGGGAACACGGGCGCCGUAAGACCUCUCCUCGUUACGCCGUCGAUUAGCGCGGCAUGUGUAUCACAGAAAAAGAAUGGGGUGGGUAAUAAUGUCCUUUCUUGGGGAUGUCACGAGGGUUGUUGCGUGACGUUCCAAAACAAGCUGUGAAAGUGAAACCAAGGUGACUGAAAAUGCGGGGGGAUAGCAAUGGAAAAAAUAAAAGGAAAAGAAGAAAAAGAAAGGAAAGCCUUAAAAUAUCUCAACUUCUUAACUUAGUCUCUGUUGGUAAAUAAAACGCAUUCGUGAAUGUUUCAUCUCUGUUCGUAUUAUUUUGAAAAGGGAAUAUUAUGGUUGGACCACUGAGUGUCAGAGAAGGUAAACCACUCCCUCCUGAUCUAGAAGAAUUCGUCGAUAAUCCAGGAGGGGAUGGUUUUAUCAUUGUUUCCUUUGGAUCAAACUUGGCUUCGAUUCUUCCAAGAACAGUUGUGGACAUGUUAGCAACAGCAUUUGGAAAGCUGAAACAGAGAGUUGUUUGGAGACUUAAAGGUAUCAACAGUAUUUUUAUCACUACUUUCCUUUAAACGUUUACUUUCACCCCUUCACCCUCAAGAUCUCAUUAGUAAUUCUUCCUACUGUCUGCCAUAAAAUACUCAUGAUGUCAGUUUGGAGAAUUUGGUAUUGAAUCCACUUGUAGUCCCCUAAUUGAAUUUCCUUCUUUUUUCUCAUCACUUGUCUGCUUGAUUAUGUAUUGAUAUUGUAAGGAGAAAUUCUGUCUUGGUCACUCAUGGAAGUUAAAUGAUCAAGGUUAUUCCUUUUACCUAAGUGACACGAUUUCAUUUUCGUACGUAUUGAAAUUCCUUAAUUAUUAUGCCAAAUAACAAUGUAAUGUCAGUGAGUUACAUUAGGUCGUGACAUUGCGAUUCCUCGGCUUACUGAGAACAGAAAACUACCACUACGGUAAGAUGAAGAAAACAAACACACGCACGCGUAUACACACUGAAUGAAAAUCAAUAUGCCAAGAACAGAAGGAUGGUUGAUCGGGAUGGGAAGAUUAGAUAGAUUAGCAAAUAACAACUUUGGAAAAUCGAACGUAGCACCCAUGAGAAGCCUAAGCGUUAUAUACACAGCUGUCCCUAACGGAGAAGAUCCGCAUGCCGAUUUGUUUUCGGUUGUCAUUGUGAAUUGUUGACACAAUUUCAUUCCUUGUGUUUCGUAUAACUAGUUGUUUGCUCUCACGCUGCUUUCCCUUACAGAAAAAGAUCCGAACGCUAAUCUGUCUGCGACUAUUUUAUUGCGGAUUGUUGACACAAUUUUAUUCCUUGUGUUUCCUAUAACCUGUUAUCUUCUCUAACAGGUUAUAUUCCAUCGUUCUUGGGAUCUAACAUUAAAGUCGUGGAGUGGUUACCUCAGAAUGAUCUAUUGGCUCACAAGAAUAUCAAAGCUUUUGUCUCCCAUGUUGGACACAACAGCCUUUAUGAGUCAGCAUACCACGGAGUUCCUUUAGUAGCUUUCCCUCAAUAUGCAGACCAACAUUACAAUGCCAAGCAAGCAGAAAAUUUGGGUAUUGGUUUGGCUGUGGAUCCUAAAGGCUGUAACGCUCAGGAACUUUUUGACACAAUUCAACGCGUUAUUAGUGAACCCAGGUAUGACUGAUGUACCGUGAAAUAACGAUUUAACAGCUGUCACGUGGUCUUCUUCAUAGCCGCUUUUAAGAAAGUCACGCAAUGUUGCAUGACCUUGUAACGAGCGGCUAAGGAGGAGACCACUGUCGCGGGAAUAGUCCAAGUAUCGCAGAUCUCCUUGGUAUACUUUGAAUGAUGCAUUAUGGUACGUCUGAAUGAAAUGUGAUCGUUUGCCUUCCUUUCCCCAGAUUUAAAACAAAAGUGCUUCACGUCUCUAGCCUGUUAAAGGAUCGCCGACGAACACCUUUAGAAGAAACCGGUGAUUGGCUGGAGUAUGUAAUCAGACAUGGAGGAGCUCAGCACCUCAGAGCUCAAGUGUUUAACAUGCCUUGGUACAAACGGUACUUACUCGACGUCAUGGCAUUUCUUGUUGCCAUAGUAACAUUGAUUAUCGUUGCGAUAUGGUUUGCAUGUAGAUGCUGUCGUCGGUUGUGUUGCAAACUGACUGAAAACAAACCCAAGAAAGAAUGAAAUACGGAAACACAAGCUUGACUGCUGUUUCAAGUGGUAUAUCGCUUUGAUGACACGAUGCUUUUGAAAUUCUUUUUUUUAUAUUUUUUGAUGAAAACAAAACAUGUUUCGAAUGAAACAUCAUCAAUCACCCGAAACAUGUUUUGUUUUCAUUAAAAUAUUCAUAUAUGUAUUUAUAAAAUCAACUUCAAAAGCAUUGUGUGGUUCAUCAAAGCGACAUCUUACUUUGUGCUGCUACGAAGCCUUGGUAAUACUUCAAAAGUGAUAAUGAGUGUAUCAUUAAUUAGACAUACGACUUAUUGUUACUUUUCUACGUUUCAUUUGUGCACCGGUCAAAAUUGUUUCUUCUACUGUCGCUUUUUAACAAGACACUAGGAUGUUGAAACAGCUAUCUGGGAAAUGAUUUUGGUAGAAUUACUCCAGUUUCUAGGGGGAUGCACAUGCUCUGAUUGGUAGAGAAUUGUGUCAUAUCUCGCGUGAGGUGAUUAUCGCAGGGAUCCUAAAUUUCAAAAUAGCUGCCUCGCGUUUUGUCAAUGUUAUGCAGGGAGUAAUCAACGAGAUAAAAUAAAAUACAGUUCUGAAGGGCACAAACGAUACUUCUAAGUUUGGGGUAACACUUUUCAAAAGGAAGAUAUGAAGUUUCUGCUAAUCGAACUAUAUAAACAUGUUCAGUUCUAGUUGUAACAGAAUGGUUUCAACAACAAAACGAUUUACAACAGAACUCGAAAGUAGCUGAACAAUUAAACAGAAACCAUAAUUCAC
Molecule: messenger RNA, 12507 nt
Organism: Pocillopora meandrina
Lineage: Eukaryota; Metazoa; Cnidaria; Anthozoa; Scleractinia; Pocilloporidae
Source: the annotation of a GenBank genome assembly